This is a messenger RNA of Hypoxylon trugodes, 4692 nucleotides long. RefSeq lists its product as uncharacterized. Gene Ontology annotation, biological process: siRNA processing. Gene Ontology annotation, molecular function: DNA binding; ribonuclease III activity; RNA binding. The transcript is spliced from 6 exons. The record is from RefSeq and is a predicted model, not a curated record. Lineage: Eukaryota; Fungi; Ascomycota; Sordariomycetes; Xylariales; Hypoxylaceae. Gene Ontology annotation, cellular component: RISC complex; cytoplasm; nucleus. The coding region runs from base 1 to 4584 and encodes 1527 amino acids.
AUGUCGUCGACGAUUAUUUUUAAAAAUCCCGAAGAGCCGUCAGAUGCUGACAAUGAUUCCGACACAGACAACGAUGACUCUCCUAAGGAGCUCAUUCAACCCCAAGGAACGGCACGAAAAGUGAUUGACAAUACGCAGUUUACGCAAUUCAUGAAAGAUCACCAACAAAAAAUAUUCGGCUCCAUCCCGGCCAUGAAGGAUGAAGCAAAGUCUAUGCAUUUUCUUGUACGGGAGGCGGAAAGUGAGAAUAUCAUCUCAAGCCCGAGAGAAUACCAAACCGAAUUAUUUGAAAGAGCUAAACAAAAAAAUAUCAUCGCCGUCCUAGAUACUGGAACUGGCAAGACGCUUAUUGCCGCUCUUCUACUCCGUCAUACCAUUGAGCAGGAGCUUGAAGACAGGAGUGCUGGCAAACCACCUAGAAUUUCCUUCUUUCUGGUCGAUAAAGUUGCAUUAGUUCUUCAACAAUAUGAAGUCCUAAAAGCUAAUCUUGAUCAUCCUGUCAAACGGUUUCAUGGCGAUGCUGGAGGGUUUUCCCUCGGCUAUGAUGACUGGCAGCAAAGGAUAGAAGAAAACAUGGUUAUUGUUUGUACGGCAGAUAUUCUCCUUUCAUGCCUCCACCAUUCGUUCAUCAAGAUGGAACGUAUCAACCUCCUAGUCUUCGAUGAAGCUCACCACACCAAGAAGAAUCACCCAUACGCCAGAAUCAUCAAAGACUUUUACGCAAUAUUAGAGGAAGGCGAUCACAUACGACCCAGGAUUCUAGGCAUGACCGCGUCCCCCGUAGACGCCAAAACAGAUGUGACUUCCGCCGCCGCCAAGCUUGAGGGACUUUUACAUAGCGAAAUAGCUACCGUGGCAGAUUUCUCGGUCUUCGCCAAGUCAUCCAUCAACAGGCCAACAGAAAGUGUGAUUAAAUACAGCAUGCCACAGGAGCCCUUUGAAACUCCUCUCUGGCAUAGGUUAUACAAAAUGGUCGGCCAAAACGAGGUCUUUAAAAGGCUGUUUACCUACUCUAGAAAUUGUACUACAGAGAUGGGUCGGUGGUGUGCAGACCGACUCUGGAAAUUAUGCUUAACAGAGCAAGAAACCCAUAAAUUAGAGGCGAAAACCGAGAGAAACUUCAUGGAUAGAAGAGUGCAGGCACCUAUUGCUGCUCUUGAUGUGGAGAGGUUUGCGGUUCGGGAGGCAUGCCGAAUGGUAGCCAACCAUAUAUUACCUGAGCCCCGGAAAGAUCCUCUCUACUUGUCCAACAAAGUUGAAUCACUCAUUGAGACACUGCAGGAGCACUUUGACCCAUCUAGCGACAAGUGCAUCAUAUUCGUGGAACAACGCCUUACUGCGUUGUUGCUCGCUGACCUUCUCAAACAUCCGAGUAUUGAUAUGCCUUAUAUGAAGGUUGGCAUGUUGUUAGGGGUGGGUAACGACUCUGGAGAAAUUGGCAUGAGUUUGAAAGACCAAUUUGUGGUUAUGCACCGGUUUCGAAACCGCGAUCUAAACUGCAUCUUCGCCACCAGCGUUGGCGAAGAAGGUAUCGAUAUCCCCGACUGCAAUAUCAUCAUUCGUUUUGAUCCUUGCAAAACCAUGAUCCAAUACAUUCAGUCGAGGGGUCGGGCACGGCGCAAAGACUCUAAGUUUUUCCACAUGAUUGAACGCUCUAAUCAAGGACAGCUCCAGUCUGUCUUUGACAACGAAGAUAGCGAAGCGCGACUUCGUAAGUUUUAUAAUACGUUAUCGGAAGACCGACUCCUUACUGGUAGCGAUUACAACAUGGACUACUUCCUAUCUCGGGAGAAGAGCCAUCGCACAUACAUUGUACCUUCGACGGGCGCGAAAUUGACUUAUAAAAUCAGCCUUGUGAUCCUGGCCAACUUUGUCUCCACUCUACCACGACCAUUAGAUGCCAUCUAUACUCCAGAUUACAUAGUGAGGACCAUUGGACGAGAAUUUCAGUGUGAAGUUCUUCUUCCAGACUCCUCCCCUAUCAAAAGUGCUAUUGGGCAACGUGCUGACUCCAAACAAGUCGCUAGGUGCUCGGCCGCUUUUGAGAUGUGCCUCCUAUUGAAAAAGAAGAAAUACUUAGACGAUUAUUUACAGUCGACGUUCACUAAAAAGCUUCCUACUAUGCGCAAUGCACAUUUGGCUAUUAGCUCGAAGAAGCGAGCUGAAUAUCCCAUGCGCACCAAGCCUCGGAUAUGGGAGAACCGAGGUAUGCCGACAAGGUUAUUUAUAACAGCAUUGAGGAUGGUUUCCCCAGAAGCCAUGGGGAGAGCUUCAAGGCCGCUGGCUAUUCUCACCCGGGAACCUCUCCCACAGAUAGCAAGGUUCCCUCUAUUUUUCGAUGACCAGCGUUCCUCGGAUGUGGAAUGUGUGUCCUUGACCUGUGCCUUCGAAACAACGCCAGAACAAAUUGAGCAGCUCACUCAUUUCAUGCUCAGGAUAUUUGAUGAUGUAUUCAGUAAGGAGUAUCGUUCGGAGCCAGAGAAGAUGCCUUACUUCAUCGCGCCCCUUAUACAUGGCCACAAAUUUGACUUCGCUCGUAUUAGUGAGAAUACCCACAGUUUAAUCGACUGGGAGUGUCUCUCAGCGAUUCAAAAUUCUCCAAGGUCUCUUGAUUGGGAAAAUCAGCCUGAUGAAUUCUUCGAAAGGAGGUAUGUUGUCGACCCCCACGACGGCUCACGUAAAUUCUAUACAACUCGCCGCCGUAAGGACCUCAAACCGACCGACCCGGAGCUCCCUGGGGUUCCCAAGAAACAGGGGAAUAGGAGAGUUACACGGGAGUCAUCAAAGGACAUUUGGAACUUCAGUAUCAGUUUAUGGUCGAAGUCGCGCGCUAAAUUGGUGAUGCGUGAUGACUUACCCGUCGUGGAAGCUGAAUAUAUUCCACUCCGACGAAAUCUCCUAGACGAGCUCGACAAGCCCGUGGAUGUGCAAAGAAGAUGUUUCAUAAUCUUCGAGACUUUGAAGUUGUCCGCAUUACCUGUAGAUAUAGUCGCUAUGGCGUACAAUUUACCGGCCACGAUAUAUCGAAUAGAGACCAGCCUUAUCGUACUAGAAGCUUGCGAGUCUCUGUCUCUAAACAUUCGACCUGAUCUUGCCCUUGAGGCGAUGACUAAGGAUAGCGACAACACUGAAGAACACUCAGAAGAGCAGGUCAAUAUCCAACGAGGCAUGGGGGAGAACUAUGAGCGUCUUGAAUUCCUCGGCGACUCAUUUUUGAAGAUGAGCACGACAAUUGGUCUAUUUUCCCAGAUUCCAGAUAGCAACGAGUUCGAGUACCACGUCAACCGCAUGGUACUCAUUUGCAACAAGAACCUUUUUAAUAAUGCGCUCGAACUAAAACUCGAGGAAUCAAUCCGUUCUAAGGGAUUUAACCGACGAACGUGGUAUCCAGACGGUCUUGAUCUACUCAGAGGCAAGCAGAAUACUAGCAUUCAGGGGAAGAAGGGUGCUGGUCGAGGAGUUCACAACCUGGCAGAUAAGUCAAUUGCUGACGUCUGUGAGGCACUCAUUGGGGCAUCUUAUUUAACAACGUAUGAACAGGGUAGUUUUGACUUGGCUAUCCAGGCCGUGACGAAAUUCGUCAACCAUAAAAACCACAAGAUGAUGGAAUAUGGGGACUACUACGCGGCGUAUGAAGUUCCGGAAUGGCAAAGCGCUGAACCUACAGCCGUUCAGCGGGAUGUAGCCAAGCAGAUCGAAGCAAAACUUGGUUACAAGUUCACUUAUCCACGUCUGCUACGUAGCGCCUUCAUGCACCCAUCAUAUGGCACAAUUUACGAGCGCAUCCCAAACUAUCAAAGGCUGGAGUUUCUCGGCGAUUCAUUGCUCGAUAUGGUUUGCGUCGACUUCCUGUUUCACCGAUAUCCGGGUGCAGAUCCGCAGUGGCUGACUGAACACAAAAUGGCCAUGGUGUCGAAUCAAUUUUUAGGUUGCCUUUGCGUCUCCCUCGGUCUGCAAAAACACAUGCUUUCUAUGACCACUAGUCUACAAAAUGAAAUUACAGAAUACGUGAUCGUGAUAACGGAGGCUCGUCAAAAGGCGGAAGAAGACGCCGAGUCUGCUAAUCUCGGACGUGCAGCAUACGCGAAAAACUUUUGGGUCGAAGUGCAAAAACCACCUAAAGCGCUCCCCGAUCUCGUGGAGUCGUACAUCGGCGCCCUCUUCGUCGACAGUAAAUUCAACUAUGGCCAAGUCCAGCGCUUCUUUGAAACGCAUAUUCAACCAUAUUUUGAGGACAUGCAUCUUUACGAUACGUUCGCCAACCGACACCCGGUUACGUUCUUGGCGAAUAUGCUAUCGCUGCAUUUCCGCUGUGCAAACUGGCGUCUCAUGAUCCAGGAAAUCGGCAUGGAGGAUGCACCAAUAGGCCAUUCGCAAGUGCUUUGUGGCGUUAUGAUCCAUGGUCAGGUCCGCGAACACGCUACCGCUAGUAGUGGUCGAUCGGCCAAGAUUGCGGCUGCGAAGAAGAUCAUGAAGAGGUUGGCGGAGAUAAGUGUGGAGGAAUAUAAGAAGGAACACGGAUGUACCUGCUUGCCCAAGGAUGUUGAGAAUUCGGAUCUCCUGGAACAUGCUACGGCUAUCUAAGGAGGAGGACACCGGAGGAUAUACCCACAAAGGUGCAUAUUGACGCUUUUAAAAGCUUACGUGUAAUGAUAAUGUAGCCGUAAAUAACCACGAAAUGCGAAGAUUUUA